AUGGUACUGAGCAGGAUAAACGGCUCGGAAGAGCUGUUUGUGGGAGGCAUCUUCGGCGUCACACGCCCCCGCGUCAUCACCGAGCACAAAAUCACCCACGUCCUCUCCGUCAUCAAAUACUCGCUCGACAGCCUCCAAAAUGAAGCCUACCGAUCCCUGCAGCACAUGUCCAUCGACAUUGACGACAUGGACGACCAGGAUAUCCUGGUGCAUCUGCCCAAGAUGGUGAGGUUUAUCCAGCGGGGGUUAUACGGACACGACUACACCGAGGAGAAGCAGCAACAACAACAAGAACAACAAGGACAACAACAGCAACAAGAAGAAGAAGAAGAGGCGGCAAAGGGAGCGGUGCUGGUUCACUGCGCCAUGGGGAAAUCCAGGUCUGUCACGGCCAUAGUGGCGUAUUUGUUAUGGAAACAUCCCCAUCGGUUUGGGCUUGGGAAGGGGGCGGUUGAUGCCAAGGAGGCGGUCGCAAAGGCGGUGCAGUGGGUGAGGGGGACGCGGCCGAUUGCUGAGCCGAACGAGGGGUUUAUGGAGCAGUUGGAGCUGUGGGUUGAGAUGGGGUGUCCGGCCGGGAGUGAUGAUGCGGUGGAGAAGGAGGUCAAGUAUCAGAGGUGGUUGUAUAAGAAGGAGGUGGAGACAGCCGCGGCGGUGGGGAGGGCGCCGGAUUGGAUCCGGUUUGAGGACGAGGAGGCUGAAAAGGAGCAACAGAAACAAGACGAAGAGGGAGGAGGGGGGGCGUUUGAGUUGAGGUGUAAGAAGUGUCGCAGGAGGCUGGCGACGGAGCCGUUUGUUGUACCGCAUCAAGGCAGGGGGAAUAAGGCCAAGGAGGAUUGCCCGCACUACUUUGUGGAGGCCUUGUCAUGGAUGAGGGAUACACUUGAGCUGGGGGAACUGGAAGGGAGGCUCAACUGCCCGCAUCCAAAGUGCGGGUCAUCAGUGGGGAGGUAUUCCUGGAGGGGUUUCAAGUGCAGCUGCGGGGAUUGGGUAGCCCCGGCCUUUUCCCUGCAGCAGAGCAAGGUUGACAAGGUCGCCGUGAUGGGCGCAGGGAAGAAUGGCACGGCCGGAGCGAACGAGAUAGCGAGCCGGAUGGCUGCGCUGGGAAUACGGAUGCCUCCGGGGCAGAGGGCAGAGAACCUUUGA
Molecule: messenger RNA, 1143 nt
Organism: Podospora anserina S mat+
Lineage: Eukaryota; Fungi; Ascomycota; Sordariomycetes; Sordariales; Podosporaceae
Exons: 2
Coding region: 1-1143 (380 amino acids)
Biological process (GO): protein dephosphorylation
Cellular component (GO): nucleus
Molecular function (GO): protein tyrosine/serine/threonine phosphatase activity
Source: RefSeq, a predicted model, not a curated record